UUUAUCUACUGGAAUGUGCACUAAAAUUAUCUACAAUCCAGAGGGUGAUAGAGCCAAUGUUCUGCGUGAAUGAUAUUUAGGCUACACUAAGUAACUUCUGAAAUAUAUUCCACUUUAUGUAACCUAUUCUAACACAAUAUCAAUACCACAGGGCAAAGCUUACACAGUUGUUAUUAGAUCGGCAGGACAGAAUUUUACAAGUUCGUUAUCCUCAAAAGCACCAAGGAACUGUCACAAUUCAAUACUUGAAGGAAUAGAAGGUUUAUUGAUUAAACUAUACAUCCAUACAUUACAUACAUGCAGUUCCUUUUCUUUUAUAGAUCAAACUUCAGUCUAAUCAUCUAACCAAAUUGACUGUGGUAAUUUAUCACAGCCACAAAAUGCAUUACAAUAUAAAAGGUAUUGGAUACCUGCAACUAUACAAUCUACAACAUUAGACCAGCAGGUUAUAUACUUAUGCUGCUUCCAAUGUGGAAAACCCACAAAUUAUCCAGAAGGAAGACACUUGCAUGCAGAAAAUGCUACACACGAGAGACAUUGUCUUGUUUUAGGCAAAUUUAACUCUUACUACAACUAAUUGCAUAUAAUUUUGUUAAUUAUAAUUACUCUUUCUUUUUUUUUUUUCUGUGUAUUCAAACAUUUGAUGCAGAGUUGCGUUUACUUUUGACGCUGUUGACACUACUGACAGCAUCUCCUUCACAACAUUGAACAAUGAAACAAAGAAAAUCUUUGGAAUGAAGGCAGAUCAGCUCUGUGCUAUGAAGAAAAAUCAAGACUUAAUGUCUUUUACCAUUCAACAAAUGAAGAUCAAUUCAAAACUGUUCCAUUUCAAAGUUGGACCGACACCGGCCUUGACUGCUAGCAACACAGUCAAAUGGUCACUAGAAUCAGUUGCCAUUACAGAUAUCAAUAACCACGAAGACAUAAUCUCUAACAAAACACCAUUCCCUAAUUGGUCGACGCAUAAACAAAUGCGAACAUCACAGAAGAGAAAGCAGCAGCAGAUGCUCAAUGAAACUAACACUAUGUUAAACAACAUCUCUUCUCCUGAACAAGAGAACACCAUAGCAGUUGCUGAUGCUACAACAGAAGAAGAAGAACAUAGCCAAGAAACAGGAAAAUUUGAAGCACCAGUUCCACACCAUGAAAUAUGAAAUGCAACUCUUGCAAGCUUGGGUGAGAAUCCCUUUUGCUAGAAUAUAUAUUCAGCUUAGAAAUAGCAAUAUAUAAAUGCUGCAUUUUACUUAUUUUACAGCACUCUAGGUUUAGAGACUAUUAAGGGCAAUGUAUGUCGUUGCUGCAUUUUGCUUAUUUUGUAGACUUAAACUUUAAAUAGCCUACUAGAAAGAAUUGAUGUUAAUAGAUUGUAGGCCUUUUGAAAGGUUGUGAAGAAACACAAGUGCUAA
Messenger RNA from Chenopodium quinoa (quinoa), 1406 nucleotides. RefSeq lists its product as uncharacterized. The transcript has 2 exons. Bases 735 to 1154 code for a protein of 139 amino acids. NCBI's taxonomy places the organism in Eukaryota, Viridiplantae, Streptophyta, Magnoliopsida, Caryophyllales, Amaranthaceae. The record is from RefSeq and is a predicted model, not a curated record.